UAUCCCCGAUAGUGCAUGUGGGGUAAAAUCAUUUACGACACAUACCCAGGAAAUGAUAGCACGGGAACAAUAUCUGAAUUUAUUCCAAGCAUACUACAGAGGAUUGACAGCAACUACAAUUUUCAAAUGUCCAUACGCACAGAUCUAGGAUCAGUGUCCCCUAACCAUAUCCAGCCUCGAUGGUUGAGAGGUGAAACAGCUCGCUGACUUGCGAUCAGUGCAACUUUGCCCACAAGCAAAUAGUGUUCCAGGCAAAAGUAAUCGUUCUGAAGUGGCGGUGCAUCCUAGGCAUACGAGUAUAUCACAGAGCAUUCACUUAAACAAAAAUGGCGGGUGACAAGGAUCCUUUCAAGCAGAUGAAGGAUCUCAACCAGCUCAAGAAUCAACUGGAAGAUAUCCAGAAACGUGUGGAGACCGAAUUUGCAGCAGGAAUUCCACAGGGGGGCUCUGUGCUGGCAUCUCCCUUUUUGAAGGGGUUCCUGGCUGGGUACGUGGUGGCCAAGCUCCGCUCCUCAGCUAUCAUAGGAGUGCUACUAGGAACAUUCACAGGCAUCUAUGCUGCUCAGAACUAUCAGGUGCCCAACAUUGAAAGCACUCUGAAAGACUAUAUGAGUUUGUUUAGAAAAGGACCAAAGUAAUGGGAAGAACCAGGUCUAGGCUUCAUCUUCUAACUGCCAAAGGUCAAGGACACAACCACCACUUCUGUAGAUGCUCCCUUUUCAGAG
Messenger RNA from Salmo salar (Atlantic salmon), 725 nucleotides. RefSeq names its product SLC35A4 upstream open reading frame protein-like. The record is from RefSeq and is a predicted model, not a curated record. Lineage: Eukaryota; Metazoa; Chordata; Actinopteri; Salmoniformes; Salmonidae.